Messenger RNA from Ambispora leptoticha, 1784 nucleotides. The record is from the annotation of a GenBank genome assembly. Lineage: Eukaryota; Fungi; Glomeromycota; Glomeromycetes; Archaeosporales; Ambisporaceae.
UAGGACAUUUUUUAGAUACUUUUACUAGUAAUAAGCAAUAUCAAUAUAUUGAAUAUAAUGAUAUUAAUUUUUAUGAAAAAACUGCAAAGAGCUUUAAUGAUCAAGAGGCAUUAAAAAGUUUAGCUUCAGUAUUGAGGAGAAAUAUAAUAGUAAUAAGCAGCAAUCAAGCAAAUCCAGAGAUCUACAAAAUUAAAGAUGCGGAAGAAACAAUUUAUAUAGGUUUAGAAGAAGCAAAUAAAAAGCAUUUUAAAUACUAUAGAUCUUUAAAAGUUUUAGACAAUAAUCUAGUUAUAGAAAAAAAUUAUCUAUCGAAAGCGAAGGAAAUAAAAGCUACAGAAUAUAAAAGUGAUAUAAAUCUUUUUGAAAGAAAAGAGAUAAAAAAAUUGCUAGAAGCAAUUAUAAAACAAGAAUCAAAAGAAAUAACAGCAUGCAAUUUAGUAAGAAGAGAAGACGGAAUUAAUUAUUUUACAAGUUUUUUUAAUAAAAUAAAAGAAGAAUAUGAAGAAGGCAAUAAAGUAAUGAAAAAUCCUGCCUAUAUGGUUAGGAUAGGAAUUAAAAAGCCAGAAAGUAAAGAAAAAAUCGAGAUAUUAGAAUGUGCAUGUAAUUUAGACAAAUCAUUUUCAUUACCAGCACACUAUAAUUUAGCUUAUGCAGUAAUUGAAUAUCAGAAAGAAGAUUAUCAACAAAAAGUAGUUACUAACUUAUCAAUAGCAAAAGAUCGAAUAGAUGAAGUAUUAAUACCUCAUUUACAGUAUAUGCAAGUAUUACUUCCACUUGGCCAAAGCUGUGAAUUAUCAAAGCAAAAAAUUAACAAAAUAGAAAUGUUAAAGACAAUUAAGAGUAAUAUAGAAGAAAUAAUUAAAAAAUGCAAAAAUGAUAGUAAAAAAAAUAUUAAAAUAAAAAAAGUUCCAUUAGAAAAAUAUUUUAAUAAUAAAGAUUUAACGAUUGAAAUAAAAGAAUUUGAAAACGAAGGGUUACAAUAUCUUUUUGAUAUAAAUAUUGAGAUAGAUUGGUUUGGAGUAAUAUUUUUAUGUGUAGCCGGAACAGUACAAAUAGUAAUAGGAAUAUAUUGUGCAAUACGUGGCCAUACAGAAUUAGGGAAGUCUUUUAUUGCAGAAGCUGAUUCUUCAUCUAAUUCACCUGAUUCACCACGUUCACCAGCUCUAUCAGCACUUAAAGAUGCAGGACAAAAGAUGGCAAUAAGAAAAACUUUAGAUUACUUAUUAGAUAAAAGCGCAGAUGAGAUUAUAAAUCGAUUUAAAGAAGAUGUAAGAGAGAAUAUAUUUAAAGAAUUAAAUCUAAGUCUUGAUGAUCCAGCUAUAAUAAGAUAUUUAAAUAAAUUAGCAGCUGCAGAUGAAUUAUAUGAGGAAGAAUUAAAUAAAAUAACAACAAGUACAUUAGAAAUUUUAGAAGAUAAGAAAAACAUAUUUGUAGAGUUUAUUGAAAAAGGAUUAGAAACAAUAUUAAAAAGUAAUUUGCCAAUAUUAAAAGAAGCUAGGGAAAACAUAGGUUAUAAAUUAACGAAACAUGGCACAAAUUUAGUAACAACAGUAACAACAUUACAUCAAAUAAAUAAAAUAUCAAGAGAAACAGCAAAAGAAAUAUCGGAAGUAUUUAAAAAUAAGUUAAAAGAGUUAUGUGAACAAAAAGUAAGUUUUGAAAUAAUUUUGGAAGGAAAGUUAAAGCCAAAAAUAAAUUUAAAAGAUGCAAAAGCUAUAGUAAAACUAUUAAAAGAAACUACGGUAAUAAAGGAUGAAGAAUUUGAUAAGGAGAAGGCACAGAAA